Onychostoma macrolepis is the source of this 3946-nucleotide messenger RNA. Its product is annotated as ATP-dependent (S)-NAD(P)H-hydrate dehydratase-like. Gene Ontology annotation, molecular function: ATP-dependent NAD(P)H-hydrate dehydratase activity. NCBI's taxonomy places the organism in Eukaryota, Metazoa, Chordata, Actinopteri, Cypriniformes, Cyprinidae. The coding region runs from base 1569 to 3128 and encodes 519 amino acids. The record is from RefSeq and is a predicted model, not a curated record. The transcript is spliced from 12 exons. Gene Ontology annotation, biological process: metabolite repair.
UACGUUUAUAAUCUAAUUCAUAAAUUUUAAAGCUUUUUAACAUCAUUAAAUAUACAUACUGAGUGACUGAUAACAUCUUUGUUAUGGAAUACACUUGUUGGUUUCGCAGUGAGUUCACAGUUUUAAUGGUCAUUUUUGAUUUAAUUUAUUUUUCAAGAUCUGAGGUAAACUAUCUGUUGUUGCUUUCAGUAUGGCUAUAGGGUCACGCAAUAUGAUAUUUAAACUCAUAUUAGACACGUUUAACUUUGAAUAAAGCAUAUAAUCACCUGAGAUUAUCUACUGUCAUAUAGUUUGUAUGUUGUUGUUCCAGCCGCGACGUCGCGGAAAUAGAAACCGUUAGAAUUAGCUAGAAUUAGAAUUAGAAUUUUCGCGUGUCGCCGUCGCGGCUAGUUAGGACAAAAACUCUGAUUAACAUGGAAAAGAUACCUUUUAUCGCGUGUCGCGUCGCGUGUAGUUAGGACAUUAGGUUAAAUUCAAAUCUGACUCCCAUUUUAUUAUCUAAUCUGACUCCAUUAUGACUUCGAAUUUAGAUUGAAAUGCUAAUUGGUUGUUUGUUCAUUUCUAAUUAUUAUUAUUAUUAUUAUUCUCACAUCAGAUUAUUGAAUCUCAUUAAUCUUAUUCCAAUAACACUUGAGUCUCGUACCGACCAGUAUACAGAUCUUAUAUUCACAAACUCGUCAGUCUUGGUCAUUAGACAGAGGCGAUUGACUAAUACUCUAGACGGCCCGUGCCAUACUUUGCUCAUUCCAGAAUACUUUUUAUAAGUCCCCGUAGAUCCGAACACACUUAAUUAAAGUAAGACUAUAUCUAACCAGAGGUCAUGACCAUUACUAUAGAACCAAGUUGACCAACUUAACUUCCUCUAAUGUAACUUUAUAUAAUCAUGCCGUGAUUUCUCGCGUACACUUAGUUAGAAUAAUAUUACAAUAACCAGAGGUUGAGGCUGACCCGAAUUUAGGUUGGUCAACAACACACUUUUGCUCUAAACGGAAAAACCCAAUCGCCUCACCAGUCUAAGUAUACAUAACUAAUGCCAAUGUGUUAGCCAGAGCUCUAAAACACAAGUUUUAGAGUAAACUAACCUUUUAACUAGUCUGUUAAAAGGUUUUGUCUGUAACUAACCUGAACGCAGAUUUGUGGUGUUAUAGACUUAACAUAAUUAAUUAGAGUCAAUAAUCUCAGAAUAAAAUCAAAUGUCACAAUUUAUUAUCAGUCAGGUAAAUGUGUAAUAUUCCAAUUAUAUAGCCAAUUCAAAGAUAUCAAAUCAAUACAAAACAUCAGGAUCUCAAAGAUGAAUCUAAGAGUUAAGAUGCAUACCCGACUUGAGAAAAAUACAUAGUAUGAAGUGUGCGAACACAGUUCAUCCUAUGGGCUCAUUCCAGCUACAGAUACCCUGAUCUUCUUGCAAGAUUUCCUUAAGUACUCUGACCAAGACCAACAUCCCCCGAAAUGGAGACAGGAACUAACAAUUGGAAUUCGCAUUGAUCAAGUAGAGUUAUCACCUUUUGGGACAGAAGAACAUUAUAUUCUACUAUUGACCAUUCUGUGUGAGCUGAGCGAAGGGAAGGAUGGGUGCAUAUGUGAGAGAGGCAUUUUCCCGCAUUGUCUCUCAGUGGGAUGUGGAAACAGAUGUCUCUUCGGCUGUUGGGAAGAGAGAUAUAAUUUUCCUCAUUGACAGUAGCAUGGGUACCAUCAUAAUCAAUGCAGUGCGAGAAUUCAUCCGAAGGUUUACUGACACCAUGCCAAUUGGACCUGAUCAGGUGCAGGUCGGAGUGGCCAUGUUUUCCACCACCCCAAGGAUGGAGAUCAACCUCAACUCAUUUAGUUCAAAGAAAACCCUAAACUCUGCGCUCGCAAGAAUAAAACCCAAAUCUUCGGUUGAAGUCAACAUCGGUGCUGCCUUAAAUUUUGUGAGGACCAACAUGCUCACAGCUGAGAGCGGGAGCCGCAUGCAAGAUCAAGUGCCACAGCUCGUGUUGCUCCUGACCAGUAAAAAAUCCAAAGACAGUGUCCAACAGCCGGCUGAGGCCCUUCGUCAAAUGGGUGUUCUGACUUUGGCUGCAGGCUCCAGGGCUGCUGAUGAGGCUGAGCUCAUGCAAAUAGCUUUUAAUGAAUAUCUAGUUUUCAUGCUGAAGGACUUCAGGAUGUUGCUGCGCAACCCACGUGAAAUCAUCUCCCCUCUCUCUACAUUGUCUGGCGUUGUUGUGACAGAGAGUCCAACUGAACCAGCAAUGGACAAAGUCAUUCCUCUUGUACAAAACACAAUUCCUCCGCUUACAUCCAAGAAACACAAGGGUCAGGAGGGACAUAUUGGAAUCAUUGGAGGAUGUCAAGAGUACACAGGAGCACCUUUCUUUGCAGCUAUUUCAACUUUGAAAGUAGGAGCCGAUCAGUCUCAUGUGUUCUGCACCAAAGAUGCGGCUCCGGUCAUCAAGUCCUACAGUCCUGAUCUUAUCGUCCAUCCAGUGCUAGACAGUCCCAAUGCUGUGGAGGAGAUUGAGAAAUGGCUGCCCAGCCUUCACAGUCUGGUUGUGGGACCAGGUCUGGGGAGGGACGAUGUGACUCUGAAGAAUGCCAAGGAGAUUAUUAAGAGGUCAAAACUCAGAGAAAUGCCAAUCAUCAUUGAUGGUGACGGACUUUGGUUAGUGGAAAAUGAACCAUCAGUCAUUCAAGGAUAUCAGAGAGGCAUCCUCACACCCAACUUUAAGGAGUUUACUCGUCUAUAUGAAGCCACGCAUCAUGAACCUCCGGACAGCACUGACUACAAGAGAAGUGCUCAGCAACUGAGCAUCGCCUUGGGCCAUCUUACCUUGGUUUUAAAGGGGGAGGAGGACAUUAUUACUGAUGGAAAGAACAUGCUGACCUGUAAUCAGGAGAGCAGUGGGCGGCGUUGCGGAGGACAGGGAGAUCUGCUGUCCGGUUCUUUAGGAGUCUUUGCACAUUGGGCAUUCAGCUCACCUCCAGAUGCAACUAAAGGCAUGAAUCCCUCGCUGGUGGCUGCAUUUGGUGCUACAUCUCUGACGAGGCAAUGUAAUCACCAGGCCUUCCACAAACAUGGCAGAUCUACCAUCACCUCUGACAUGAUCCAAGAGAUAGGCAGCGCUUUCAAGACACUGUUUGAAAGCUAAACUACAUGUGUGUAUCUAUUCUCUUUUCAUGGCCAUUAUAAAGACUAAAGGUCUGCAUCUCAAUGCUAUUCACAUUAAUUACAAGUGAAGUACAUUGUUGAGCAUCUAAAAAACAUUUUAAAGCGCCUCUGUAGUUCUGCAAUACUGUUUCAGCUACUUAUGCACUUUCAUGUCUGUGUAGUGGACCUCUGUAAACGUCACACAGUUGUUGUUGUUUUGUUUUUUUCCAUCUAUGUCCUUAGAUGUAUGUGUUGUGUUUUGCACGUGUUUAGAUUUGGAUAUGAUAACCCAUGAAGAGAUCAUUUUAAUUAACACUGUCCCUCUACGAAUAAAUUGCUACCAUACUAUCAGCUGCAGUUUAUUUAUUAGUCUGCUUGAAAACUUUCACUUCUAAGCAUUCAAACCUUUAUAGUGUAUGUUGUCCUCACUGUUUAAGUAACACCUUAUUUUCUGUCAAUAACUCAUGUGGGAUAAAUACAAAAAUUGAAAGUGGCUGUCACUUUUUAUAUAGUUUGCUACUCUACGUAUUAAAGCUUUACAUAAUAUAGUAUAGGCUGCUGUCACUUUAAGACUUAAUGCACAGAUCCAAUGCAUUGAUACACAUCAGAUUUCUUUCUUAACUGUUUAUGUUCACUUAAGACAUAACCUACUGUGAUAAUGAUUGAUACAAAAUAUGAAUCAAUGAGCAUCUCUGGUUUGUAAUGCAUACAUAAUACACAAUUUGUUCAUGAAAAACAGAAAUAAGAAAACAAUAAUAAGAUGCUAUGUGUCAUGUCAUUUCACUCUAGCAAUACCAGUAAUUUAAUCCAGUAAAUCUG